GCUCCUUAUUCAACACCAUCCUAUAGGAGCUGCUCCUUAUCCAGUAUAAUUCUAACAGGAGGUGCUCCCUAUUCAACACCAUUUUAACAGGGUGCAGGAAGGUGUAUAAAAUGCAGCCCUUUGCUAAUCCCCACGCCUCGCUUUAUUGUUUAAAAUAUUUUUUUUGAUUUUCACAUAAACAAGAGAAAUCAACAUGACAGCAUGCAGACUUAGAGGAUGUGCUGUAAAUGGUACAAUAGCAUAUUAACUAAGUAAAAAAUCUGUGUUUAAUAAAGCCCCUCUAAAACCAAGUCUAACAAUAUAGUAUAAGAAAACGAGAGUAAGAUUUUUCUACAUUUCAGCAGUACCAUUAUACUGUAUAUUUGGAAGGGAAACGUGCCUGCUGUUACCCAGCCCUUUAAAAGAAAUCAAACGGUAGUGGGUAGAAGUUCAUGAAGCCGGCGCAGGUGAGCGUGUUUUUACUCUCUUCCCUUUUUGUAUAAAUGUGGAAGCUCUGUCACUAUAAAAGUGGCCCUUGUCAGGAAACCCCCCUUUGAUUUUUUUUUUUAAAACAUUUAAAGGCAGCAAUUGGCUCAGGGCUGGGUUCCCAUAGUAAGCUGUGGGCUGUAGGCCAGGAAGCUUGCAUCUGAUACAAACUCGUUGCAGACCCCAGGAAGGAGGAAGUUGCAGCCGCAAGUCAGGAAAUAAGUCACUGGGCACCUCCGACGCUUGUGUCCACCCUUUAUACGGAUUUAGUUCAGCUUUUAUUUCUUGAAGCUUUCAGCAAGGCGUGGAGCGGGGCAGUGCACAGGACAUUAACUUCAUCAUCUUCAUCAUCUCUAUCAGUCUGAGUAUUUGUUCCCUUCACUCAGCAUGCGCCUGGUCUUCCCGAUCAUGUUUUUUACCUAAUGGCUACAAAUAUAAAAAGAUCACAGUCACUGGCGGUUUCAUUUGAGAGGAGGACCAUCAUGUGUCGGCGAGACACAAGAAUUAUGGCGUCAGACGAGCCCAGCUGGCCAACUCCAAUGAAAGCCAUCGGGGCCCAGAAUCUACUGACAAUGCCGGGAGGAGUCGCGAUCUCAGGAUACCUGCACAAAAAGGGAGGCACGCAGUUACAGAUCAUGAAAUGGCCCCUGAGGUUUGUGAUCAUCCACAAGGGUUGUGUUUACUACUUCAAAACCAGCACUUCAGCCACGUCGCAAGGAGCCUUCUCACUUAAUGGCUACAACAGGGUGAUGAGGGCGGCAGAAGAGACGACAUCAAAUAACGUGUUUCCCUUCAAAAUGGUCCAUAUCAGCAAGAAGCAGCGCACAUGGUACUUCUCUGCAGCCUCUGAAGAGGAGAGGAAGAAAUGGAUGCUGUCCUUAAGGAAAGAAAUCGAUCAUUACCAUGAGAAGAAGGAGACGGUGACAGAUUUAAGCGACCCUGACUCUGAUUCUGACAGCUUCUAUGGCUCUGUGGAACGCCCUGUGCCCAUUAAUUACACUCACAAUCCGGCUGAUGAUAGCUAUGAAGAUGACGACGAUGAGGAUGAUGACUAUGUAAAACCCGAUGGCGCGGAUGAGAAUGCACCAACAUACCCACCACCACCCGUCCCACGGAAUCCGAGAAACGGCAAUGAUUCUGUCAAGCCAAGAACCAUGUCUGAUGUUGGACUGCCCUAUAGGCCACCUCCUCCUCCAACCCCUCCAUUAAUAAAGACAUUGCCUCAUCUUUCUGACCAGGCGAGGAAGGAAUCGGCAAUCCAUCAAGGCUUUUCAUGUGGGCCACCACCUCACAAAAUAGAGGAGUUUACUCCAAAGCUUCCUCCUCACAAAAAGACUUCAUUUGACCUAAUUGGAAAAGAGCCACCUCGGAGGGAAGAUUUAAUUGGCUCAUCAGAUUCUGUUCCAGGUUACGAUCUGUGUGGGCCUACUAUUAAACCACCUUCACCAUCACUACAGCUAGGAGCUCGCCAUGUAGAUCCACCCGCACCGCCGCCUGUUUCUUACCCAAAGAAAAAUGGUUCAAGCUGUAAGCCUAUGACAAAUCCCAGUACACAGCUGAUUUCUAACACUGUGAGCAAAGAACUUACAGACAAGUUUAGAAUGAUGCCUGUUCCCUCACCCGCCCCACCUCCUAAACCAUCUUUUUUAAGCCCAGUUGUAAAACCAAGCUCUUCCUCCAAUGCACCACCGCCUCCCCCUCCAGUGAAACCUUCCAUUCCACCGUCUACUCCUCCAUCUGUUACAAUAGCUUCUAUAAGCCCUCCAGUCCCACCAAUCAAACCCAGAAUGCUCAAUGAUCAGAAAGCAGAGAGGAUACCACAGAAGCCACCCCCAAUACCCCGACAGCCAGGAAGAAAGUCAGAGAGUGAUAAACUUGAGCCUUCACCAAAGCUGAGAUCACCACCUGAUGGGCAAAGUUUCAGAGGUCUCAGCACGGAGGGUCCUGCUCAUCCAAUAAAGCCUAAAAGAAAAUUGACUAGGAAUGACAGUGAUGAGGACUAUGAGAAGGUCCCCUUACCUGUCUCAGUAUUUGUUGACACCAAUGAUUCAGUGGAAGUGGAAAGGAUAUUCAAAGCUGCAAGCCCAGGAGGAACCCCCCAGAAUGGCUUAUUCUGUAUACGGAACUCCGCUAAGGCUGGAAAGGUUCUAGUUGUUUGGGAUACAGCCACUGAGAAAACAAGGAACUACAGGAUAUUUGAAAAGGACUCCAAAUAUUUCCUAGAGGCUGAACUGCUUUUCCCAGACGUUGAGAGUUUGGUGGAACACUACUACACAAACAAGUUACCAAGUCACAGUACUCUGGUUCUCCAGCAUGCCUAUGGCUGCUCUUUUCCCAGGUGACACAAAGAGAGCACGGAAGAGUCCUGGAGUUGAACAGGCGGUUAUGAGCCGAGCAUAUAGUCCGGAUGCUGAAACAGAAGACUAUGGGCAGCGGUUAAAGGCUGACAUUACUGCGUUGAUAAACCAACUCAAGUUGCAGGCGCAUCAUUGUCAGAAAUGGCUAAUUUAUGGCUAAUCACCUUCAGUAUGGGCUGGACUGCUGAUCGAGGCCAUCAGGGAAUGGUGGAGACUUUGACUUUAGAGAGAGAUCGGCUUUUUAUUUAUUUUUCUUAAGAAAUCCAAUCACUUGCUUUCUCUACUAAAAUGACGUAUUUCGUCGUUAUUUUUGUAACAAAUUAUAAUUUAAAAAAAACAACUUUUUGGUCUGACAUGUCAACAAGUUGGUAAGACACUGGCAAAAAAAAUUGUGGGCCAGGUGUAGGAUUGGCUUCUUCAUGUUUAUGAAACAUUUAGGGGCAGAUUUAUCAAGGGUCCUAUAGUAAAUUCUAAUUUUCAUGUGUCAAAAUUCAGACAUUUGAAUUUUAAUCCCCAUAUU
Molecule: messenger RNA, 3342 nt
Organism: Xenopus laevis (African clawed frog)
Lineage: Eukaryota; Metazoa; Chordata; Amphibia; Anura; Pipidae
Gene: sh3bp2.L
Product: SH3-domain binding protein 2 L homeolog
Exons: 13
Coding region: 888-2807 (639 amino acids)
Source: RefSeq, a predicted model, not a curated record